Messenger RNA from Patella vulgata (common limpet), 3484 nucleotides. RefSeq lists its product as uncharacterized. Gene Ontology annotation, biological process: proteolysis. The record is from RefSeq and is a predicted model, not a curated record. Gene Ontology annotation, molecular function: protein binding; aspartic-type endopeptidase activity. The transcript has 5 exons. Lineage: Eukaryota; Metazoa; Mollusca; Gastropoda; Patellidae. Bases 92 to 1399 code for a protein of 435 amino acids.
UGUUUCUAUAAAUUACAAUUUACCGUUAUUUACUCAUUCGAGAUCCUUAUUAGUCUUACUACUACGAUCGGUUAAAGGUGUUUCAUGAAGAAUGAACGAAAACUACCAAGCUAUGACUGAAGGUGUUCAACAUUUCUUGCAAGAAUUAGGAUUACCGCAAUACUAUGAAGCCUUCGUCACGAAGGGAUAUGACAUGGAAACCGAUCUCUUAGAUCUUAAUGACGAUGAUUUAGAUGAAAUGAGGAUAACUCAAAAGGAACACAGGGUCGUAUUAAAACGAAAAGCUUCCCAACACUGUCUAUCCCAAGAAUAUCGUCUUCACGUAUGGCUACAGGAAAAUGGAUUGGAUUACUAUUUUGUUAAUUUUGUAAACGGGGAGUUAACGGAUUUUGAAGAAAUAGCCCAGAUGAAACUUCCUGAUGAAAAAAUAUUUGAUGAGUUGGAAAUUAUGUUACCUGGUCACAAGAAAAGAUUGACAAAAGCUGUACUAGAGUUAAGAAGAAAACGACGGUCGAUGAGUCCCGAGUUCGAAUCACCAGUUACUGAAGGAUGGUGGGGUAAACCAGAAUUCCUGCAAGAAGCUAAAUACGAUUUUCUAUGCGUGGACGCCCUACUUUCAUCGACCAAAGAUAACGUUGAUGACAGUCAAAGACUUCAGUUUAUGGUUGAUUCCGGUAGUGAUGUAGUCACAGUUAGAGAAGAAAUUCUACAAAAACUAGAUCUAGAAUUAAUAGGUCCUAUACAGAGCCGUGGCGUACAUGCUUCUAAAACUAAAAAUCUUUAUAAAGCUACUUUACUCAUUGGAAAUGAAGAGUUAGAAAUUGAGGUUAUGGGAGAAACGUACGAUUCUAUUGGCAGUCGUGUUAUACGCCACUUUCGUCAUUACAUCAGUGGUGGCCGCCAUGUUUGGUUGAAAGGAGAUUAUUAUGAUCCGUCGAUGUCACCUAAAGAACGGCUUACCCAAUCUCAGGUUACUGUAGAGUCUAGUGCGACACGAUUAGAACAGACGGCAGCAGAAGAAACUAGUGUUUAUAAAGAUUUAUCUGAACAAAGCGAAUCAGAAACGAAGUUGGAAAAAACAUCUUCAACGAGCUCUUUAUCCGAAUCAUACCAACAUUCGAUAUCUGGCGCUCGACCAGAACCAGACAUGGACGAUUCCCGUCCACGAAAAAGACAGCGAAUAUCAGAAGAUAUCAUAGAUAUUGAAACCUCUGAAGAUCUUGAAUCAUUUCAUUCCCGCCAAAUUUUAGUGCAACAGAGCCCAUCUCCAUCACCACAUAACGUAUCACCUGUACCCCCUCCAUUAAUUUCACCAUUGUCACCAACAUCUUCAUCAUCGUCGCAGAUCAUGGAACAAAUCGGUGACAGAAGUUCAGACGAUCCCGGUUCGAAUAUAUAAACGAAUGAGACAGACAUCAAUAAAUAAUGGUGCUACACAGUCAACCCGUGUGUUCUUGAGUAUUCUCGUGUGCAAGGCAUAUAAUAUAUUAUGAAUGGAACGGAUCAAUACGCGAAAGGUUAACGAGCCACGUUAUCAUCUCAAAAUGUGUUCAAUUGUGUAUUGUUUUUUAUAUCCAUAUUUUAUGAUGACCAAUGUGAGAUGUAUGAAACAGAUCGUACCACAAUGCUAAUAAGAGGUGAAGAAAUAGGUCUGUGAAGUGUUAAACGUCCAUUUUUAGAUAUCGAAUUGUGUUCAUUUGUUCAAUUAAUUGUUGCAUUUAUUUAAGAACAUAUCCUCGAUUUUUAAACUUUACCAGAAUGAAAUGGAAGUUUUAUUUUACGACAUUUUUUAUAUUUAAAGAAUAAUCAUACAGUCACGAUAAAAUUAUUAUUUAUUCAUAAGUAAAACCAAGUUAAAUAUUGAUUAACUAUUUAUAGAUCUUAGAGAUACAGUAUUUCCUUUGUAAUCAGUUUAGCUAUACAGAUCGUCGAGGUGUAUUCAGUGUCGUUAUGGCUACGGAUACAACCGUGGACUCAUGUCGUUCAUUUGUUGAAAGCCGCAAUGCUACAGAAAACCAAUUUAACUUUAGAUCAUUAUUUAGACACCAAAUGUAUAUAUCACAGAUGUAUCUUGGUCUCGAUGUUCGUGGUAGGGCCUAUCAUUUCUCCGGGUCCUCCUGUUUCCAACCACUGCUACAGACCCCCGUGCGCAAGCGAAUUAUUUAUAUAUAUAUUGAACUAUAUGUUAGGUCCGAAAUGACACAGUUUGUGUCGAGUUGACGUUAAUGCCCAUUUCUCUCUAUCGAUAUACGUCCUGUUUUAGUUAUAAACUUUGUUUUGUUAAUGAAUAUUAUUAUGUUAAUUUAUGACUUUUGAACCCUGUGAUAUUUUAUUCUAUCCAUUUGAUUGUAUAUAAACAUUUUAUUAUAUAUAGCCUAUUCAUCAGAAUUAUUAACUUUUCUAUAAUUAUUUAAUUUAUUAUAAUAUAAUUGAUUUUAAUGAAUGACAUGUUAUUAUUAAGUUAUUAUGUAUUAUAUUAAGGCAGAUUAUAUUCCAGCAAAUUUUUGUCAUUGUGCUAAAACAUAUUGCUAAAUAUUGAAUGUUCUCGUAUAUGUUUGUGUUCCAGAGCGUUGAGGGACCGUCGCAAAAUGAUUAGAUCUAAGGCCACCUGCAUAUUUUGUCACAAGAUGUAAACAAAGCUAGCGUUAACCCCAACCUUACCCCAAGACCUAACCUAUACCCUUACCCUAAGCCUAACCCACAAUCGUCGGCAACAAUCACGUGCCUUUACUCUGUUUACAUCUCGUGACCUUGAAGAAAUCUUCAGGUAGCCUUAAUAUUUAGAUCUGAUGGUCGCGAAAUGUCAGCACUCGAUUCCAAACGGAUAACCCGCGUAUAGAUUUUAUUCAUCCACCCUAGUCCCUACCUGAACAUCGGCGCCGACGGAGCAAUAAAAUGUUGUCACAAAUGGAUUUUAAUGUGCGCUUAAGACUAAAAAAAACGACAUUCGAUUUAUUUAUUUACUUUCGCGGUGUCGCACAACACACCCACCCUGUUCAGUGGGUUAUUCGUUUGGACACACGUGUUGAAAUUUUGCCACGUUUAUUAAAUUAUAUUUCAGGUUGGGCUGUUCCUACACAUAGAUUGGACUAGGGGUGGAAUUUACCCCUACCCCGACACUCGACUGCCAAAUGUACAAGGCGUAUUAUAGAAGCCGUCCGAUUUUCUUCAAUAUUGGGGUUCCUCCCUUAACGAAUAUAUAGGAUCCCAAAACCCCAUUUCAUUUCCCCUGUACCAUAGAAAAUUAUGUUGGUCUGUAAAUGGACAAUAAACCUCAUUGUAUUUCUUCCUUCUAAGAUAGAAAUGUAUGUAUUUAAUAGUAUUUAUUAAUAGUUUGAAACGUAGAUUAUUAGUAUAUUAUAUGUGUUGAGUGCAAGCAAUAGUUUAUUAUAUAUAUAUAUAUAUAUAUAUAUAUUAUAUAGUGAUGUGCCUACUAUAGUUAUUUAUAUAUUUAUUAGAGAUGAGAUCUUUUAAUAUUCUUAUA